AUGGCCAUAGCCGUCCUGACCGGUGGUCUUGGUUUCCAUGUUGUCGAAAUCGUGGAUAGGUUUGGGGUCAUGACUGGUUCCGAAAUUUUCAUCAAGCAUUUACUCGCGAUUCAGAACCUGUGGGCAUUGAGCCUGAGUCUCUCCAAGAUAUCCAUCCUCUUACUCUGUUCACGGGUUUUUGUUGUAAACGGUUAUAUCCUGGUCGCCCGGAUUACAUCUGUCUUCAUCUGCCUGUGGGCUUUAGCGACCAUCCUGAGCUGCUUCUUCAUCUGUCAGCCUCUCGCCUACAACUGGGACUCGUUCAUUCCAGGUGGCCACUGUGGCGACUCAGUCACCUCAUGGCUCAUCACGGGGAUCCUGAAUAUUAUCACCGACUUGAUUGUCCUUAUCCUUCCCAUGCCGUAUCUCUGGGCCCUGGAAUUGGAGAUGUUCAAGAAACUGAUUCUCAUGGCUACCUUUGGCGUUGGUUUAUUCACCUGCGUGAUCAGCACCGUUCGCGUUAUUACGCUGGUCAGCGUCGACUUCACGGAUGUGACUUACACUAUUCCGCGCGCCGUGCUUUUCAGCGCGAUGGAGCCGUGUCUGGCCAUAACGCUUGCCUGCGUGCCCGUCCUUCGGCCCCUUCUCGGCCGUCGCUACUCGCCCCGUGGCACCGCCAAGGCCGGCUCGACCACGCUCCGCGGCACGCCUCGCAGUGGGCGAAUCGGCGUUAAGUCCGGCCCAUAUUCCUCAAUCGAGCGACUGCGCCCAGACCUAUUCCACUAUGAUGCUGAUGUUGAUGCUGGGGACACAAGGGGCGACCAAGCGGCGUGCCAGCUUAACACGAUUACCGUGAGUAAGGCGUGGCAGGUCCAGCAUAGAAGCUCAGGUGUUCAAGAGAGAACAUGA
Anthostomella pinea is the source of this 888-nucleotide messenger RNA. The record is from the annotation of a GenBank genome assembly. NCBI's taxonomy places the organism in Eukaryota, Fungi, Ascomycota, Sordariomycetes, Xylariales, Xylariaceae.